UGGUCGCUGGACGUUUUCAGGAUUUUGAGUCGGGACUUGCGGAUCACCAGGAAACAUGAAGCUCCAUCUUGGAGCGGCUCUGGGCUCCGUUCUUCUGCUCACUCUCUUCUCAUCAGAGUGCUGGUGCAGGAACGAGGAGGAGCGUCUGAUCAACCACCUGAUCAAGGAACGAGGAUACAACAAGGAGCUGCGUCCUGUGCAGAGACAGCAGGACGCUGUGGACGUGUACCUGGCCCUCACACUGUCCAACCUCAUCUCUCUGAAAGAAGUGGACGAAACGCUGCUGACAAACGUAUGGAUCGAACAUACCUGGAUCGACUACCGUCUGUCCUGGAACACCACAGAGUUUGACGGCAUCGAGAUCCUGCGGCUGCCCACCAAUAUGUUGUGGCUGCCAGAGAUUGUUCUAGAAAACAAUAACGACGCUCAGUUUGAGGUGGCCUACUACUCCAACGUCCUGGUCAGCCCCAAUGGACUCUGCUACUGGCUGCCCCCCGCCAUCUUCCGCUCCUCCUGCUCCAUCAAUGUCAACUAUUUCCCCUUCGACUGGCAGAACUGCACACUCAAAUUUGUCUCUCUGACCUACAACGCCAAAGAGAUCAGGUUGAUGCUGAAGGAAGACGAAGACGAGACCAGCAAGUGGACAGUAGAGUGGAUCAUCAUCGACCCUGCCAGCUUCACAGAAAACGGGGAGUGGGAGAUCAUCCAUCGACCGGCCAAGAGAAACAUGUACAAACACAUUUCCAUGGAGAGCAACAAGCACCAGGACAUCACCUUCUACCUGGUCAUCAAACGCAAACCUCUCUUCUACAUCGUCAACAUCAUCAUCCCCUGUGUUCUCAUCUCCUUCCUGGCCUCGCUGGUCUACUAUCUGCCUGCAGACAGUGGUGAGAAGAUGACCCUGUCCAUAUCCGUGCUCUUGGCUCAGUCUGUCUUCUUGCUGCUGAUUUCUCAAAGGCUUCCAGAGACGUCCAUGUCUGUGCCACUAAUUGUAAAGUAUCUGAUGUUCAUCAUGGUCCUGGUCACUGUGGUGGUCCUCAACUGCGUGGUGGUCCUCAACCUGCACUUCAGGACGCCCAGCACGCACGUCAUGACCAACUGGACCAAGAGGUUCUUCCUGGAGCGUCUGCCUCGGAUCCUCAGGAUGUCCCAGCCGGCUGACGAGGGGCCCCCGUCGGUGAGACACGGACUGAGGACCAGAGCCACACAUGCUGCAGUGGUGAAUCCACAGGAGGAGGGAGAUAUGACGGAGCAGCUGUAUGGAGAGAUCAAACCAGCGGUGGACGGAGCAAACUACAUCAUCAGACACAUGCGCAACAAAAACGACUACAACGAGGAGAAGGACAACUGGAGCGGCAUCGCUCGCACCGUGGACCGACUCUGCCUGUUCCUGGUGACGCCGGUGAUGACACUGGGAACCAUCAUCAUAUUUCUGAUGGGAAUCUGUAACCACCCCCCCCACCUGCCCUUCAAAGGGGACAAGCAUGACUACAGAGAGGACAACCCCCGCCUGCUGCUGUAACACACACACACACACACACACACACACACACACUGUCACAGUCAGGGUGGUCAUGUGACGUUCCCACGUUGUUGUUUUUCUCUGACAGCUUUUGUUAUGAUGCUGUUUAUAAUCAAACUGACUUUUAUUCCUUUGAAUUGAAUAAACGUUUUACACUC
Messenger RNA from Cynoglossus semilaevis (tongue sole), 1680 nucleotides. Its product is annotated as acetylcholine receptor subunit delta-like. Gene Ontology annotation, biological process: monoatomic ion transmembrane transport. NCBI's taxonomy places the organism in Eukaryota, Metazoa, Chordata, Actinopteri, Pleuronectiformes, Cynoglossidae. Gene Ontology annotation, cellular component: postsynaptic membrane. Gene Ontology annotation, molecular function: acetylcholine-gated monoatomic cation-selective channel activity; transmembrane signaling receptor activity. The record is from RefSeq and is a predicted model, not a curated record.